Messenger RNA from Polypterus senegalus (gray bichir), 3646 nucleotides. RefSeq names its product growth hormone releasing hormone receptor, like (gene ghrhrl). The record is from RefSeq and is a predicted model, not a curated record. The coding region runs from base 301 to 1548 and encodes 415 amino acids. Gene Ontology annotation, cellular component: plasma membrane. Lineage: Eukaryota; Metazoa; Chordata; Cladistia; Polypteriformes; Polypteridae. Gene Ontology annotation, biological process: cell surface receptor signaling pathway; positive regulation of cell population proliferation; adenylate cyclase-activating G protein-coupled receptor signaling pathway. The transcript has 13 exons. Gene Ontology annotation, molecular function: peptide hormone binding; growth hormone-releasing hormone receptor activity; growth factor binding.
AGUCGGAUCAAUAGAUAGUAUUAACUUUUUUUCCCUUAUUCAAACGAUUCAUUGUUUCUGUCCCCCUCGCUGUCUGCGGGCGCAUAUAAAUGCUGCCGGUAACGCUGCUCCGCCUGCCAGAUGUUAGGUGUCUCUAAGACGCGAGAUCACAUAUUAAUGUCCUGAUACUUGCGUAGGAGUCCACUUGGAAAGACUUGGGGAAUUCUGAUCUGUUAUUAUUUCUGAGAGAGAGCGAGAAAAAAACGAGUAUCAAAGAGAGGCGCGGUGUGCUUAGCGCACAGUUCUGAGACAUCAGUAAAUAUGAAAGGAACAGCUGUCUGCGGGGCUGCAUUUGCCUUCUGCAUGGUGGCAGCGAUUCUGGGAAGCCCACAUCCUGAAUGUGACUACCUUACACAAUUUGAGAGGGAAAAAAGGAAAUGUGAGAAGCAAAGCUUGGAAUACGGCAAUCUAACAAAACAAGGUUGCAAUCAGACCUGGGAUACAAUUGUGUGCUGGCCAGAAGCUAAUACUGGAGAAACUGUCAGCAUUUCCUGCCCUUCUUAUCUUUCCCAUCUCCUGAAAAGUCAAGGAAUAAUCUACAGGAACUGUACUGUUAAUGGCUGGUCCAAUCCAUACCCACCAUACUAUGUGGCCUGUGUUGCAAAAAAUGAUAUCGCGGAUGAGGAAGGUUCUUACUUUGCCACGAUGAAGACAAUCUACUCUAUAGGAUAUGGCACGUCAAUUGUUUCACUCACAAUUGCUGUUGCCAUUUUGCUUACCUUUCGGAGACUUCAUUGUGCCCGCAAUUAUAUACAUGUCCAGCUUUUCAUAACCUUCAUCCUGAAGUCUGUGUCGGUAUUUAUUAAGGAUGCUAUCCUAUUUGCCAGUGAAGACACAGAUCAUUGUUCUUUUUCUACAGUGGCUUGCAAAGUAUCCAUGGUAUUCUGCAAUUAUUGUGUAAUGACAAAUUUCUUCUGGCUGCUUGUAGAAGCCCUAUAUUUAAAUUCACUUCUUCUGUCAUCAUUUCAUCAAGAUAGAAAAUUCUUCUGGUGGUUUGUGCUAUUGGGAUGGGGCUUUCCCAAAUUUUUUAUUGUGGUUUGGAUCAUAUCAAGACUUUAUUUUGAAGACACUGACUGCUGGGAUAUUAAUGAGACUUCUGAAUACUGGUGGAUAAUAAAGGGUCCAAUUGUUACAUCUAUUGCAGUAAAUUUUAUACUCUUUUUAAACAUCAUUAGAAUUCUAAUACAGAAGCUAGAUCCUCGACUUAUUCAGUUCAACAAUUCAUUCCAGUACAGGCGUCUGGCAAAGUCAACACUGCUUCUGAUUCCCUUGUUUGGAACACACUACAUGGUCUUUAAUUUCCUACCACAGCAUGUGAGUGAAAGUGCAAGGUUGUUCAUGGAACUUUGUCUGGGAUCCUUUCAGGGUUUCUUAGUUGCUGUUCUGUACUGCUUUCUCAAUCAAGAAGUCCAAUCAGAAAUUCAACGUAAAUGGAUUGGAUGGCAAGUCAACAGUUAUGGAAUUGUACCAGUGGUGGCCAAAGACAGCCAAGCUGACACACCUUUUUGACCCUAAAAAGCUGUUAUGUUUUCAUUAAUACCUUUGUAUCAUUCUUCAUUUUAUUCCAUUGUUUGUUUCACUGUUCUCACAGACUUUUUUGUUUGAUCUAAUAAAAAGUGGGUGGAAUCAGUGUGACAAAUUAAUGGUGAUUUAUUAUUUUUUCUGAAAAGAAUGCUUCUUGAAUAUUCCUGCUAAGCCUAAUGCUAAAGGAAGCCACGUAGACUAAAAAUGUUAGGAACUUUUUGAUUGGGAAAUAAAGUACUAACUUUAAGGGCAAUCUAAGGAUAAUGCCAAUAAAGAGGUACAUUUCUGCAUCAAAAAAAUAAGAGAACCAGGUGACAAGUAACAAACCAAGAGACAAAAAUCAUGUCAAUGUCAAAAAGCAAAAAAAAAAAAAACCUUGUCUUAAACCUUGUCUACCAUCUUUUCUUUAUCUACAGUAUGUAAAGUCACAAUUAUCUUUUCAUUGACAAACCUCAUGCAUGCCGUCAUCUUGAAGAGUGUCAAUGUGAUGAUUUCAUGUGAACGGCAGCAGCAAAAAUCAAUGGGACGCCCAUGCCUAGACACUGAAAAUUGGUGUUGGCUAGAAAACCAAAAUGAUUUUAAUUAUAUUUCAAAAGUUUAUUAGAUUAAUUAAUGCUAACUAAAAUAUAGUUCUAAACCUGGUCACAAGAGCUUAUAGAAAACCCUGUAUUACUAUGAAUAUUUAAUUUCAUAGCAAUAGGAACAGUUGACUAGGGGCAUAUAGUACAUACAAUUGUCACUGCAAUUAUUUUGAAAACAGAAUGGCCACAAAGAAGGCUAACAUACUGUGGAAAAUUAACUGUGUCUACUUAAUGUGCAUUAUUAUUGUGACUUUGUAUGAUAUGAAACAUAAAAAGCACUAACCUGGAAAUAUUCAUCUGCAAUUGUGAGGUUGACCUCAAUAAGACUUUUUUCACCUGCCUUGCUGUAUACGACAGGACAGAACUAUUUAAUUAUAGUAACAAUUAAAUUAUCUGUAUGCCUAUUAUUAUUAUGGCAUUCUAGUCUUCAGAAAACGUAAUAUUUUGUAGCUUUUAUUGUCUUGUGUAACAUUUACAUCUUAUUUAUUUAUUUAAAUACUUAGGUUUAUUGAUAAUAAAAUAGCUUUAAUUUAUACUGAAUUUCUUAAGGAUGUUUUUCAUAACUUUGAGGGUAUUCUGUAUGCAUAGAAGUUUACAAAUAUUAACUCUCGUUCUUAUAAAAAUUAUUUUCCAUAUGCCAUUUUCAUACUCCAUGAAAUGAAUAAAGUGUGAUUAAUUAAUUAAUUAAUUAAUGAUGCACUAUUGAUCAUAAAGGGGGCACUAUGCAUGCUUUCCUUAAAAUUUUGAAAGGCAGUAAUUAUGGACCCAAGAUUAUUUAUACUAUACACAGAUUAUGAAAUACACUUUGCACAAGUGGUAGGAAAAGAUUGUUGUGGUUAAUUUAUUAAUUGAAACUGGAGAGUAAACUCAUUCAGUAUCUUAUGCAAACAAGAAAAAUCUACGAUGGUACCUUCCAAUCUCAUUGUAAAUGCAUCCAAGCUUCUUAUCAUGUAUACUAAGACUGCUUUGUGUAGGCACAUUAGGUAGAUGUGCAGAAGAGCACCAGGUAAUGGACCAGUUAAGUGUGCACCUCUUGUUACACAAGCCAUAUUUUUGACUGAAUUAGCUUCUUAGUACAUCAGUGCACCACACUGCCUUUUAUGAUAAUGUGAAAUUGCAGACCACAUUCAAACUCGUAAGUGGAAUAAGGUGUUUCCAUGCAUCCUGUUUUGGGGUUAGUCGAGACAUAUGCAAUUUAUCUUAUCUUAUUCUAGUUUUGCAUUAAGGGCUUAACCAGAAUUUGUUUUUUAAAAUAAGGGUUUCAUCUGAGUUAUAUUUUUACCAUUCAAUUUAAGAACUGUAUAUAAGAUUGAAAUAGUUAUGUGCAUGUAAUCUUACUCCUUGUAUUACAAUGAUUUACUAUUAAAUACAAUAUUUGCUUACUUUAUGUUUUGCUUAACACAUCAUUAAAUGGUUGAAAUAAUUGUGACUGGUGUUUUUUUUUAAUAUGCAACUUUUGAAUCAUGCAUGACUGAUAGAUAGAUAGAUAGAUAGAUAGUGUG